AUGCUCAACCGCGUGUCACCCCUUUCACAGCAGCCUCCUUCCUCAGGUUGCAUACACCUAGCCAACUGCAACUUUCCGUACCUGCUCCUCCUCCUCCUCCUCCUCCUCCUCCUCCUCCUCCUCCUCCGGCGUCUCUUCCCCUGGAUCUCUGUUGAUGCUGGUGUCUCCUGUGCGGUUCAGACGACUACGUCGGUUUCUAUCUUGGGCGGCUGCCUUUCGCCCUCUCCACACAAACACACCAUUAAGCCCAACUUCCGGGGUAUUUCUUCCUUCAAGACUUCCCACAGGCUUGCAUCUCAGCUCCUCGACAAGUAUUCUGGCUUCACUCCUACCAAACUUCAACUUCUCUGCUCCAGCGCACGACAUUGUUCAUCACAUCUGAAGCACUGACCCUCCUGUCUUUCCUUGGCUCCGCCGUUUCGUGCCUGUACGUCUUGCUGCCGCAAAGGCCGAGUCCAAGCUUCUGCAGAUGGGCAUCAUUUGUCAGUCUGAAAGCCCUUGAGCCUGGCCUCUGCAUUUGGUUCCCAAGGCUGCCACUGGCGACCGACGUCCCUGCGUUGACUGAUGGGCCUUAGACAUCAUCAUCAUCAUCAUCAUCAUCAUCAUCAUCAUCCCGGAUCGCUUCCCUGUUCCACAUCUUCAGGACUCUGCCAGUGCCCUGCUCGGCAAGUUCAGAGAUUUGUUCAAAGAGUGCUCCAUGGCCUACACUCUGUCAGCUUCCUUGUUGACGACCUGUUACUGGCCAGCUCCUCCCCCAAAUAACACAUGGAGCGUCUCCCAACAGUAUUUGGCCACUUUCAACAAUUUGGCGUUGUUGCCAACCCGCCACUGUGUGUUUGCGGCUUCCCCUCCUCGAAUAUGUUGAACACCUGGUUGACUCAAACGGCAUUUACCCUCUUCAUGUAGAGGUCGCGGUCAUCCGUGAAGUGUCGUCUCCCAGUUCCAAGCGUCAACCGUUGUGCUUUCUUGGCAUUGUUAAUUUCUACCGCCGGUUCUUCCAGAACUGUACCAGCGCCAUUCUGCCGCUCAUGAAUCUCCUCUCGGGCGCCGAAGAUUCGUUCGAGUUGUCCCCAUCUGUCCUUGUUGCUUUUUACAAGAUGGAGGCUGCCCUGGCCGAUGACAUCCUCCUGACGCAGUCUGCAUCCGACGUUCCUAUUUCCCUCUCGGUUGGGGCCUCCAAUAUGGCAGUCGACGUGGUUCUCAGGCAGCACUUCGCAGGUGAGUUCCAACUCCUAGCGCUCUCCUCCAGAAAGGUGUCACCUGUCGAAUUGCAUUAG
Molecule: messenger RNA, 1277 nt
Organism: Spirometra erinaceieuropaei
Lineage: Eukaryota; Metazoa; Platyhelminthes; Cestoda; Diphyllobothriidea; Diphyllobothriidae
Source: the annotation of a GenBank genome assembly